GCCCCGGCAACGAGCGGGGAAACGGCCAGCGUAGGUGUAGCUCUAUCCGGGAGGGUCGCAGUGGGCCGGGCUGGGCUCGGUUGGGGCAUGCUGCAGCUCGGGCUGGGACAGCCUUCGAAAAUUCCGGGGCGCAGAGAAACAUGGCACUCCCCACGCUGCCCUCCUCCUGGUGCAGCCGGAGGCUCCCGGAUCAGCAGGCCGCACGACAGCGACGCCGGGAGCAGGAGGCCCAGCUUCGGCAGCAGUGGGAUCAGAACAGCCGCUACUUCAAGGUGUCUGACGUCUGCAGCUCCAAGCAGGCAGAAUGGAGCUCCAAGGCCUCCUACCAGAGGAGCAUGCACGCCUACCAGCGGGAGAAGAUGAAGGAGGAGGGGAGGAAGCGUCUGGAGGCCCGACGGCAGAGACUCAGGCAGCUUCUGGCGGAGGAGCAGGACCUGCUGGCCAGAGAACUGGAGGAGCUGAGGCUGAGCAUGAACUCGAGGGAAAGAAGAAUCCGGGAGCAGCACGGGAAUCUGAAGUCAGCCCGAGAGGAGCAAAGGAAACUGAUUGCUGAACAGCUUUUGUAUGAACACUGGAAAAAGAACAACCCCAAACUUCGAGAGAUUGAAUUGGAACUUCACAAGAAACAUGUGAUAAACUCUUGGGAAACACAGAAAGAGGAAAAAAAACAGCAAGAAGCCGCCGAAGGGGAAAAGGAAAAACGGUAUGAAAAUGAAUAUGAAACAGCCCGACGGGAAGCGCUGGAACGGAUGAAAGCAGAAGAGGAGAGGAGGCAACUGGAGGGUAAACUGCAGGCAGACGCGCUGCGCCAGCAGAUGGAGGAGCUGAAGGUGAAGGAGAUGGAGGCCACCAAACUAAAGAAGGAGCAGGAGAAUCUGCUGAAGCAGCGCUGGGAGCUGGAGAGGCUGGAGGAAGAGAGGAAGCAGAUGGCAGCCUUGUGGCAGAAGGCGGAGCUGGGACGCUUUUUGAGACAUCAGUAUAACGUGCAGCUCAAUAGACGUACACAGCAGAUCCAAGAGGAACUGGAGGCAGACAGGCGCAUCCUGCAGGCGCUGCUGGAGGAGGAGGACGAGAACCAGCGCGCGCACCUGGCCCGGAGGGAGCAGGCCCAGGCCGACGUGGCCUGGAUGAAACGGGUCAUCGAGGAGCAGCUGCAACUGGAGAGGGCGCGGGAGGCGGAGCUGCAGAUGCUGUUGAGGGAGGAGGCUAAGGAAAUGUGGGAAAAGAGAGAGGCAGAGUGGGCCCGCGAGAGGAGUGCUCGAGACCGGCUGAUGAGCGAGGUUCUGACAGGGAGACGACAACAAAUACAGGAAAAGAUUGAACAAAACCGACGGGAGCAAGAGGAAUCCCUGAGGCACAGAGAGCAACUUAUUCGAGAUCUUGAGGAGGCAAGAGAGUCCGCUCAUCGUGAGAAAGAGGAGAGCGAAGAACUGAAAUUGGCCAGGAAGCAGGAGCUGGAAGCCCAGGUUGCAGAGCGCCAGCUGCAGGCGUGGGAAGCGGACCAGCAGGAGGAGGAGGAGGAAGAAGAGGCGAGGCAGGCAGAGCAGCUCACAGACGCCCUGCUGCGGCAGGAGGCGAAGAUGAUGGCCGAGCAGGGCUACCGGCCCCAGCCUUAUGGACAUCCCAGAAUCGCUUGGAACUGACUCUGUUGGUACUGUAAACACAGAGAGCGAGGUUGGUGAGGCCUCUGACGUGCCGCCGCCAGACCGUUUUACGUGUUCUGUUCCAGCGUUCGGGUCACUGUAAAAUAGUUAAGCGAGCCUGUUCAGUCCCACGAUUAAACAGAGAGGGUCUGGCCAGACUUUAAGCUCUGAUGGAUUUGCAGCAUGCAGCAGGAAGCCCUUUCCUGCCUUUCUUAUCCUAGAAAGGGGCUUCAUAGCUAACACGUUGUCAGUGCUGUCACAGUCUUGUAAUAUGUUGAUAAACAAUGUAGAUUCUAAAUCAUUGCUAGGAGUUACACAUUGUGUUCCACGACAGGAUACAUGGUUUCCUGUUGUCUCACCCCUAAUUGUCAACCUCCAGUGAGGACUCCAGCUAGAGAUAGAGAAGUUUUUCAGUUUUUAAAAUUGCCAUUUAAAUUUAACUAUUCUACUGAAAACAAAUUUGUGGGUCUUGGUACAGUUUAUUAAUUUCAGGAUUUAUUAAUUUAGUUGUCCCAAAAUGAUCACGUCUUGUUUUAUGGAAGAAAAGAACUAUGAACCCUGAGACAGUCUGAUGUCGUCCAUGGAUGCUUUCUAAAAUGGUGGUGAUAAAUGAGUCUUUCCUCCUUGAAGAAGCAUUUUGGUAGAAUUUCCAUAGAGCAUUGCAUGGGGGCAGGGGGCGAUGAUCCCAACGUGUAUGUAACUGAGCCUCAAAAGGGGACCUCAGAAGGUCACCUGGUUGGCUAACCUUUUGGCAUGACACCUUGGACCUCUAGUGUCUUGGGAAGGGCUCAGCUAUAUGCAGGCUUCUGGGAUUUAUGUGCCCAGAGGAAGGGGCACUGAACCUGAAAAAACAAAAUCAGACUCAACCACAGAUCGGCCAAAAGUCUGUCUUCCCACUGUUCUAUCAAUGUGACAUAGUCCUAGAUUUAUCUCUAUAAAUAGCUGUUAAGUUCCUUGCAGCAAUAAUCAUAUUUUUAUGACUUGUAUUUUUUUCAUGUUCCUCCUCUGAGGUUUCAGUUUUCAUUAUAUUGUGUUCAAGAUUCCAUAUCUCAGUAAAUUACAGCUAAUUACAGGGCUGGGUUCCAGGUUAUUAAAACAGAGUUUAUUAAAAAAUCCCGAGUCUAAGGGCUGCAUUGCCUUUCACUUCCAUUGUGCUGUAAAAACAAAUUGAGCUGCGAACUGCAUCCUUAACCUGUUUUUCAUUUUCUUGUCUUACAUUUCUUUGGCUAUGAUCCCCUGAGCGCCACUUUCAUUAUGUGUGCUCAUAUUUACUUCCCUUCUUUCAGAUGUUCAUUAAUUGUGAAAUAAAGUUCUGGUUCGAGA
Molecule: messenger RNA, 2966 nt
Organism: Balaenoptera musculus (blue whale)
Lineage: Eukaryota; Metazoa; Chordata; Mammalia; Artiodactyla; Balaenopteridae
Gene: TCHP
Product: trichoplein keratin filament binding
Exons: 13
Coding region: 141-1643 (500 amino acids)
Biological process (GO): apoptotic process
Cellular component (GO): keratin filament
Source: RefSeq, a predicted model, not a curated record